CUUUUUUUUAUGACGUUAACGCAACGAUGACUAGCUAAAAAUGGCUCUAAGGUGACUAAAACCUGACGAGACGCUUUCGAGUUUUCGUUGACGAGACGAGACGAAACGAAAAUGAUUAUAAGUCUGACGUUCACAAUGUGUGUCAUUUCUGCCUAUUUUGCGUGAAAUCUGUCUGUUUUUACCUAAAAAAUAAAGUAUCAGCAAUGCUCAUGCUGCCGCUUACUAUCCUUGUUUUGGGUACGCCCACCACCCGGCUGCCGCCAUGCCGCGCACGCGCACCAGACUCCACACAACAACAACACUCCGGCUAGUCACUUGCAACACCUCUUUGAAGGACCAUGGCGGUUGCGCCAAUAAACGGGCUUGGUGGUCGGAAACGACGUGAUGAUUUGUGGACAUACUUUCUGUAUAAUCCCUCAGAAAGAAAAACUGAAUGUGUAGUAUUGGGAGACGACGGUAAAUGUGGCCACAAACUAGGUGGGAAGAACACCACCAACCUCAAGCGGCACCUGAAGGCUCGUCACGCUGCUAUUUUUUCAAAGAUCCCAGUGACCAGAACUCCUAUAAAGAAAUCUGGUUGUCCAAAUAACGAAAAGGCACAGACAUCUAUCGAAACAGCCUUUGCCGCAGGAUCUAAAUACAAGUCAAACUCUGUGGAACAACGUGUCAAAGAACAAGCGCUCGCUCUUUGGAUUGGACGCACUGGUCUACCUGCUUGCACAGUGGAGGAUGAAGAUUUCAUCCACAUGAUCGAGACCUUUGAUAAAAGGAUGACCAUACCCAAAAGAACAAAAAUAAACAACUUGGUUGACAAGAUUUAUGAUGAUGAAAAACUGAAGUACAAAGAGCGGCUUGCCAGAGCACGUAAAAUAACAAUUGGGCUGGACAUAUGGACCAAAAAAGGACUUACAGCUUCAUUUCUGGCAAUUAGUGCAUGUUUUUUUUGCACUAUGGUAAACAAAGCACAGCACAUAUUGUUGAGACUUGAUCAGAUCGCACACCCACACACGGCAGAGUGUAUUAAACAUUCUGUUGACCAGUGCAUAGAGGACUGGGGAAUACCACAACACAAAAUUCUAACAGUCAUAACUGACAACGGAAGCAACAUGAUUGCAGCAUUUAAGUCUAAUGAACCAGAUGAGCCCACUAGCUCCGAGGAUGAAUCCACUGAGACGAGUGACCCUGAAGAUUCUGAGGUGGCUGUUAGAGAACACCAAAGGUUUGGAGCCAUAGAUAUGAGUAGGACCCCCUGCGUUGUACACACUCUACAACUUGUGGUGAACAUGAUCCAGAAAGACACAAGUGUCAACCGACUGCUGAGCAAAGUAAGAGGUCUUGUUAAGCUCUUCCGCAAGUCAUCGGUGGCAACUGAGCGACUGCUGCAGCUGUGUCAACUAACCCUGGUCAAAGACUGCCCUACUAGAUGGUCCAGCACAUAUCAGAUGAUAUCACGGCUUCUCCAAGUCAAGGACUCAGUAGUUCAGGUUGCGGAUGGGAUGGGCUGGGACUAUUUACUGCCAAGUGAGUGGCAUAAGCUGUCCGCUCUCAGAGAUUUACUUAUCCCCUUCGCUGAGCAUACCCAGUUGCUUCAAAGUGACACACAGUCAUUAUCCCUUGUGGUGCCUGCCCUUCUGGACCUGCAGGGUCACCUGUCUGAGUUCCCCCAUGCCCAGGGAUCUAGCUUUAAGGACCUCGCUUCCCUGGCAAUUAAGAUGAAGGCAAACAUGGACAAGAGGUUCAGCUGCUUUCUUGAUCACACUGACUCCAAGUUUUCACCUCUCGCUAGUGCUGCAUGCUUCCUUGACCCAACAGUUGCACCUGAAGCACUCCUUGAAAAUGAUGAUGAGCAAAUAGAGGCACUUCUGAGAGCGUCAGAAGAUUAUAUUGCUCAGUUGGUGCCACGAGUUGUACGGGAGGAGGAGGCUGAAGAUGAGGAGCCAGAGCAGGGAGAAGAAGAAUCCAAAGAAGAGCAGCCACAUAACAAGCGGCCCAGAUUCAGAUUCUUGUCCAAACCAAGCCGGCCAUCCAAGUCUACCCAUUCAAAGCCGUGUGUUAAGGAGGAAAUCAAGAAAUUCAAGGAGCAGUUGUCACAACCUAUAAACCAAGAGACUGCCCUAGAAUUUUGGGCUGCACAGGGAGAUUCUGUUUAUCCGAGUUUAAAACCCAUUGCCUUAGACCUUCUGGCCAUGCCAGCAUCUCAAGCAUUUGCUGAGAGAGUCUUUAGCAUUACAGGUGACCUCAGUCGUGGCCGUCGUAAUAGAGCACGAGUCAUUUUAGAAAGAAGUGCUUUCCUGAAACUGAAUCGAGAUCAGUAG
This is a messenger RNA of Paramisgurnus dabryanus, 2315 nucleotides long. RefSeq names its product zinc finger BED domain-containing protein 4-like. Lineage: Eukaryota; Metazoa; Chordata; Actinopteri; Cypriniformes; Cobitidae. Gene Ontology annotation, molecular function: protein dimerization activity. The record is from RefSeq and is a predicted model, not a curated record.